Molecule: messenger RNA, 3114 nt
Organism: Ictalurus punctatus (channel catfish)
Lineage: Eukaryota; Metazoa; Chordata; Actinopteri; Siluriformes; Ictaluridae
Product: zinc finger protein ZFP2
Exons: 6
Coding region: 132-1868 (578 amino acids)
Biological process (GO): regulation of transcription by RNA polymerase II
Cellular component (GO): nucleus
Molecular function (GO): DNA-binding transcription factor activity, RNA polymerase II-specific; RNA polymerase II cis-regulatory region sequence-specific DNA binding
Source: RefSeq, a predicted model, not a curated record
UCCGGUAUAAUCCGGAAAUCACAAUCGGCUGUUAGUAAUCUGCGCGCGCUCGCGUGUGUGUUUGUGCUGAGCUGGAACUUCUCUCGCGCUGGCUGGGCUCCGGAUUUUACUCCCAUCGGACCACCAGUUUAAUGAGACGAAGGCAACUCAUUUACAUGAACAGCAUCUUAUUAAGGAGAGAAACACCAGAAAUGAUGUCAGUGGAGCGGGUGCGGUGGUGUGACAGUGACGGAGAGUUUCCAGGAGAAAUGGUGAUGUUUAUGCAGUCAGUCGCUCUGAACACUGAUCUCUCCAUGGAGGACAUCGAGCUUCUCCACACUCAGAUCACUGCACUGAGGGAAGAGGUGGCUGAGCUACACCACAAAUUAUUAACACACCACCCAAAGGUGGAGCUACAACACCAGCAGGCGGUGUUGUGUCCUGGAAUGAAGACUGAACCGAAUCCUUUCCUAACGGAGCAGCAGGAAUAUCUCGCACUGAAACCGGAAUUCUGUUCAACUUCCGAGUGUAAAACUGAACCACAUCACACACACUUCCACCAUGAAGACCUACACACACUCACACGGGUGGAGGACCUGCAUGCUGUUUUUAAAAGUGAACCUGAGCCACUGGAAAUCUCACACACUACACACACACACACUACACACACUACACACACUGAUGAACACACACUACACACUCGCAGGAACUCGGACAUGAAACAUGUGGCUGAAGAACCGAGUCUGAAGAAGGAAGAACAUGAAGAUAAUUGUUGCAGAAUGAUGUCAGUGGAGCGGGUGCGGUGGUGUGACAGUGACGGAGAGUUUCCAGGAGAAAUGGUGAUGUUUAUGCAGUCAGUCGCUCUGAACACUGAUCUCUCCAUGGAGGACAUCGAGCUUCUCCACACUCAGAUCACUGCACUGAGGGAAGAGGUGGCUGAGCUACACCACAAAUUAUUAACACACCACCCAAAGGUGGAGCUACAACACCAGCAGGCGGUGUUGUGUCCUGGAAUGAAGACUGAACCGAAUCCGUUCCUAACGGAGCAGCAGGAAUAUCUCGCACUGAAACCGGAAUUCUGUUCAACUUCCGAGUGUAAAACUGAACCACAUCACACACACUUCCACCAUGAAGACCUACACACACUCACACGGGUGGAGGACCUGCAUGCUGUUUUUAAAAGUGAACCUGAGCCACUGGAAAUCUCACACACUACACACACACACACUACACACACUCGCAUUAAGAAGUGUUCAGUGCAGCUGGUGGAUUUCAGGAACUCGAACAUCAAACACGCGACCAAAGAACUGAAGAGCCUGAAGAAGGAAGAACAUGAAGAUAAUAAAACUGAUGGUUUGAACACUUCUGACCCCGCUGAUACGAGGAGCACAUCUAACAAAACAAGAGCGAAAGAUCUGGAACGUCACACCUCGAAGCUCAUCUGUGAGGAACUCUCGGAGAAGCCGUUCCGCUGCUCUCUCUGUGACAAGAGCUUCACUUUAGAGUUCAAUCUCCUCAAACACCAGAAGCUCCACGCUGGAGAGAAACCGUUCUGCUGCAAACGCUGCGGGAAAACCUUCACGCAGUUGUACAACCUGACAUCUCACCAGAGAACACACACCGGAGAAAAACCCUUCCUGUGCAGCCAGUGUGGAAAACGCUUCUCUCAAGCCUCCAAGCUGAAAACUCACGGCAGAAUCCACACGGGAGAAAAACCCUACGCGUGUCUGACCUGCGAGAAGCGCUUCUCCGAUUCUUCCACGCUUAACAAGCACCAGAGAACACACACCGGAGAGAAACCGUACAAGUGCAAGAAGUGUGGGAAGAGAUUCGGACAAUCGGCUCACCUCAUGAAGCAUUACAGAACACAUAAUCGCAAAUACAAAUGAUUGACACCUCCUCCAAAGCAAUUCACCUCCGCUCCGAGCCAGCUUGCAUAUUAAUCUUUAUCAUGGACAUGUAGCGUUCAAGAUGUGUUUCAUAACGAAACUUCAGGUUCCUGAACGGUUCUCCUGCUGAUACUGGUGCAGUGGGAUUUAUCCCUCACGCCCUCUCAAUCCGAAGAGCCUGAUGCAGCGGGGCUUUAGUCUGUCUAGCGCUCUCUGUACACAGCUGUCAUACUGAUAUCUCCACCACUUUCACCAGCACCUAAUUUCACUCCCCAAUCCACACAAGAAGACAUGCGUAGAGACUUAUUUUAUUUAGUCAGCCGAGCAGAACGAAUGGACGUGAGCGAAGAGUUGGGCACCGAUGGAACUUCCUGUACAUGAGUCAAAAAGUCUUUCCGGAGCUUACUCCCGAUCUCUAUAAUGUCAUAAACACCUCCAGAAUGACCUGUUAACAUCAGAAUCUGUUUAUUUACUGCGUAUACAGGACAUAAACACACAUUAACCCGACUUUGCAAAUCAAACAUCUAUAGAACAUACUGUAUAAGCGUACUACUUUACGGAUCUCCUCAGUGUAAUGUGUCAAACCUCCAACCUCAAGAAGCGGAAUACAGCAGUAAAGGACUGGUAAACACCUCGUGUAUCAUGGAGCGCUGUGUAAUUGUAUAUACGUGUAAUUAUCCGAGAUAAUCGGCUUUAUAAUGUUGAGAAAUGAAUUAAACAAGUGUACCAAGCGUCACUGUGGGAAAUGUGAAGUCUGCGUAUUUGAGUUGAGUUCAGGAUCAUGUCCUGUAGAUGAUGAGAUAUUCGGUCUUCACAAUUUUACAUUGAGGAAUGUUAUUCUGAAAUCGCUCCACAGAUUGUAGACGCAGUUUUUCGCAGAUUGGUGAACCUCUGUCCAUCUUUACCCCUGAAGGACUCCGCCUCUCUAAAAUCCUCUUUUUAUCCCCGAUCAUCUUACUGCUCUGUUCCCAGCUGUGUCUGUUUACUAACACUUACUUUUCCAGCCUUUUGUUGUCCCGUCCCAACUGUUUUUUCAAAUUCAAAAUGACCUUUUUUUUUUUUUUUUUUUUUUACUUAAAACGCUACAUUUCCUCAGUUUAAACAUGUUUUCUAUGUUCUAUUGUGAGUAACAUACAGGUUUAUGAGUUUUGCACAUCAUUGCGUUCUGUUUUUAUUUACAUUUACCCAGUGUUUUUGGAAAUGGUUCUAAAUGUAUAUUCAGCAUAAAAUAACACUAUUUCACAUA